GUCAGUAACUCAGUGUGUUAGCGUUAGCGCGCCGAUUCACUCGCUAAAACAUGAAGAUCCAUGCGGUGAUUUUUUUGUGUUGUGUUUUUGGGACAGUGUUCUCUGAGAAAAAAUACCCAGUCUCCUUUGAGGACGCUCUCCACCACCGUUUUUCACCCGAUGUGUUCAACGGCACAUGGAUAUCAAGUAAUGAAUACAUCUAUGAAGACGAGGGGAGUAUUGUCAAAUACAAUGUGGAAACCAAAGACACAAGUGUCCUCCUCAGCAAAAGUACAUACGACACGUUUAACUUGACUGAUGUGACUGUAUCAGCGGACGGCAAAUGGAUAGCUGUGGAACAUGAUGAACAAUCGAUUUUCAGGCACUCUACCACAUCUCUGUACACAUUAAUUGAAGCUGAAACUGGGACACAAUACAAGUUUGGCCGUGUACAGCUGCUUGUAUGGGCUCCUGUAGGUUCUGGGCUGGUGUUUGUGAAGGACAACAAUAUCUUCUACCAAAGUGAGGACCUUCGACGCAACAACACCUUCAAGAGGAUCACAAACUCUACCAAGGAUGUAUACAAUGGGGUGGCAGACUGGGUAUAUGAAGAGGAAGUACUAGAAGACACAAAAGCUCUUUGGUUCUCUCCAAAUGGAACAAGACUUGUGUUCGCAACAAUGAACGACACAAAUGUUCGCAACGUUACCUUCUGGAAGUACGGAGAUCCAGGCAGUUUGAACUCACAGUACGUUCAACAAGUGGUGAUCAAGUACCCCAAGGUUGGCACAAGAAACCCGGUUGCAUACUUGAACUAUAUUGAUCUUGUUGAAACAAAAGAUUGGGUCCCACAGAAAAUAAAGGCUCCAGAAGAUCUGGUAACUAGUGACAAUAUUUUGAGCAGUGUCAGCUGGGUAGAUGAGAGUCAUUUCUCCAUGACUUGGCUAGAACGCCUACAGACCUGGGGGAACACUCUAGUGUGUGAUGUCAACAACUUAGCCUCCUGUCAAGUGGUUUACUCGUACCGAGAGCCCAAUGGAUGGCUCAGCAUAGAAGAGCCAGUGUGGGUAAACAGCUCGGCUUUCCUCACAGUUCUACCUCAGGAACAGGGUGGAGACCUCGGAAACUACCGUCAGCUGAGCUUGGUGGAAGGGGGAGACAGUCGGCCGCUGACGUCUGGACUCAGCGUAGUCACGAGUAUAGAGUGCUAUGACAAACAGAACGGACUAGUGUACUUUACAUCAACAGUGAAUGGUGACUCAGCGAAAAAGUUGGUCUACAAGAUGGACGUGAACAACCCAGUUAGAAAAGAAUGUUUUAGCUGCAGAGUUCAAGAGGACUGUGCCUAUGGAACAGCAUCUUUCAGCAGGGAUUGUGCUUACGCCAUGCUUACCUGCCAAGGACCCAAUGUUCCGCAGUUUCAUAUAUACAACAAAGAAGGGACGUUGGUCCAGCACCUGAGUAACAACAGCGAACUGGCCGAAGCGAUGGAGAAGAUAGAUCUGCCGACCAAGUUGGACUUCUUAGUUCCAGUGCCAGGCAACUUUACAGCGAGAGUCCGUCUACUUCUGCCUCCCAACAUAGACAAAACUGGACGUACCAAGUACCCUGUGCUGUUCUAUGUCUAUUCGGGUCCAGACUCCAACAAGUUGAGUGAUGCGUGGAGUAUCCCAGGGUACGAGGAGUAUCUCUCUACACAGAGACAUGUUGUGAUGGCCUACCUGGAUGGACGGGGUUCAGGUCUGCGAGGUGACAAGCUCAAGUUCGCCAUCUACCACAAACUUGGCGGCCCUGAGAUAGAGGAUAUACUCAUCGUGGGAAGAUACCUGCAGCAGCAUUUCCCGUUUGUGGACCCCCUGAGGACAGGCAUCUGGGGGUGGAGCUAUGGAGGCUAUGCUGCUGCGAUGGCACUCGCCAAGGACGAGUUGAACAUCUUCCGCUGCGGAAUAUCUGUGGCUCCAGUCACUAAUUGGAUCUACUACGACACAGUGUACACGGAAAGGUACAUGGGGCUUCCAACCAAUGAGAGCAACCUUGCGGGCUACAAAGCUAGUGAUGUCACUGCCAGGGUGGCCAACUUCCGACACAAGCUGUACUACCUGAUACACGGCAACGCAGAUGACAACGUACAUUACCAGCAGAGCAUGAUGUUGUCCCGAGCACUGGAACUUGCGGACAUCAUGUUCUUUCAGCAGAGUUACCCAGACGAGACCCAUGCUCUUAGCCAUGUCCGCAGACAUCUUUACCACUCGAUGGAUAGGUUCUGGACUCGAUGUUUCCACCUAAACAGUUCUGACUACCUCGAUCCAGGAAUGUCGAGUGACCUAUCUGUCGAGUAUUCUGGCUCCGAGUAACAAAACUUUAACUCAUAUGCGACCUCCUUGAAAUUAUCCCAAUGUUUCUGGCUAAGUAUCCACAAUGUCUGCUGCAAAUUAUGUUGCUCUGUUGUUGUUGUUGUGUCUGUUUCAUUUUUAUAUCCAAACUUGUAUUGCUCUUCAUUGACGCUUAUUAACGUAGUUGUACAUUUAUGCAAUAAAGCUUUAUAUCUGUGAA
Messenger RNA from Macrosteles quadrilineatus (aster leafhopper), 2532 nucleotides. RefSeq names its product venom dipeptidyl peptidase 4-like. NCBI's taxonomy places the organism in Eukaryota, Metazoa, Arthropoda, Insecta, Hemiptera, Cicadellidae. The transcript is spliced from 15 exons. Gene Ontology annotation, molecular function: dipeptidyl-peptidase activity; serine-type peptidase activity. Bases 51 to 2333 code for a protein of 760 amino acids. The record is from RefSeq and is a predicted model, not a curated record. Gene Ontology annotation, biological process: proteolysis.